Molecule: messenger RNA, 3291 nt
Organism: Marchantia polymorpha subsp. ruderalis
Lineage: Eukaryota; Viridiplantae; Streptophyta; Marchantiopsida; Marchantiales; Marchantiaceae
Source: the annotation of a GenBank genome assembly
UAGAAACCAAACGGGGAUCGUAAGCCGGCCGAUGUCACAACUCAUAGAGACCCCAUGAUUUUCAAGUUCGGCCACAGACUUAGUGCUUUUUCUGAAGGCGCUAAGAUCCUGUGGGGCAUGGGCAGUAAGUAAGGUACAGGGUUGUCGAGUAAGGACCAGACCCGAGGUUGAGUGCAGGCAGGGUGUGUCCGAGUGCCUUCAGAGCUCUUAGUCGUCAGUGCAGCGAAGGAAGAGGCGAGAGGCAUUUAGGGUUUGAAUAUUGCAAUUGCUGGGGUUUUUUCGAAGGUGAGAGUUCUCGCGAGACGAGUGAGAGGAGUGGGAGCGAAACAGGGGACGAAGCCAAAGAGCGCGAAAAUGGCAGAGACUGACGAUGGUGGGCAUCACAUGCAUGCGCUCACGGAAUACCGGAAGAAGCUUUUGUCGCACAAGGAGCUCGACUCGAAACUGAAAACCCUGCGUGAAAAUCAGAAGUCAGCAAAGAAGGAGUUUGACAAGACUGAAGAUGACCUGAAAGCUCUUCAAAGUGUUGGACAAAUUAUCGGCGAAGUGUUGAGACAACUCGACAAUGAGCGCUUAAUUGUGAAGGCAAGCAGUGGUCCCCGUUACGUCGUGGGAUGCCGUAACAAGGUCGACAAGGAGAAGUUGGCCGCCGGUACCAGAGUUGCGCUUGACAUGACUACUCUCACCAUAAUGCGUGCUCUUCCAAGAGAGGUCGAUCCUGUUGUAUAUAACAUGUUACACGAGGAUCCAGGAAACGUUAGUUAUUCUGCAGUAGGAGGGCUGAACGAGCAAAUUCGCGCCCUUCGUGAGUCAAUUGAACUACCGUUGAUGAACCCUGAACUUUUUGUCAGAGUUGGCAUCAAGCCUCCAAAGGGUGUACUUCUUUACGGGCCCCCUGGAACUGGGAAGACCCUACUUGCUCGGGCUAUUGCAAGUAACAUUGACGCCAAUUUUCUCAAGGUCGUAUCCAGUGCUAUUGUAGAUAAGUAUAUCGGUGAAAGUGCACGCCUCAUCAGGGAAAUGUUCGGUUACGCACGCGAUCAUCAACCUUGCAUUAUAUUUAUGGACGAAAUCGAUGCUAUUGGUGGGCGACGUUUCAGCGAAGGUACGAGUGCAGAUCGUGAGAUCCAAAGAACACUUAUGGAGCUGUUGAAUCAGUUAGAUGGUUUUGACCAGCUCGGAAAGGUCAAGAUGAUCAUGGCCACUAAUCGUCCAGAUGUUCUGGACCCAGCAUUGCUCCGACCUGGUCGGUUAGAUCGUAAAAUCGAGAUUCCUCUGCCAAACGAGCAGUCAAGGACUGAAAUUCUGAAGAUUCAUGCAUCUGGAAUUACGAAGAGUGGGGAAAUUGAUUACGAGGCAAUUGUGAAACUUGCCGAGGGAUUCAACGGUGCCGAUUUGCGAAAUGUCUGUACAGAAGCUGGCAUGUUUGCAAUUCGCAAUGAGCGAGACUAUGUUACUCAAGAAGACUUCAUGAAGGCUGUCCGGAAAUUGAAUGAUGCCAAGAAGUUGGAGUCGAGUGCUCAUUACAGUACAGAUUUCGCAAAGGAUUAAGAAGGUUGUAUCUUUUAGUUUGGGUUCAGAGCCCACAUUAAAUCCAUCAAUAAAGGCUGUAGAUAAAAAGUGUUUUCGUCACCCCUUCUACUGUUGUCAUAGUGCAAUCCAGUAGGGUUAUGUCGAAGGGUGCAAUCUCUUUCCUUCUCUUCGAUUGGCCGUGGCUUGAAGCUUGCGAUAGAUGAAAGAGAAGAACAAUUCAGUAUCAAAUUCUAUGGCACGAGAUGGUGGCAACAGUAAUGGCAAAGGGCUCUCUCUUGAAGAAGAUGAUGGAGAUGACUAAUCUGCAUGUAAAGGCUUCCACAACAACUCUCAUCUGAUACAAGUUUGAAGCCUCUGAUAUCCCAUUGGUUGGACUUGCAAACUAUGCAAGCCUUGACGUAGUUACUUUACCAAUUUUGUACACUCUUAGACUCCACUGUUCUCCAGCUCUUGAAAGCUGGAAAUGUGAAGGCAUGCCUUCAUUGUGUAUCAAAGUCGAUCAAGCUUGUCAGAAAUGUGCAUCUUUUCAAUUUUCUCUCAUAUGCCGAAUGGAGGUAGUGAGAAGCAUGAUGAUUUUUGAUCUUUCGUGGAAUGUUUAGAGUAAAGCUGACUGUGUGCCAACAGCGUUUUGCUCAUAAUAAAUCGCUCACUGGUCGGUAAGUUUAGUAUUUUGUUUGACAGGAUGAGAACGGUCUUUCGCGAAUCCAGCAGCUCAAAAGGGAGAUGCCUUCAGGAGCCAGAACAUGUUGUGUCAGCUAAGUUGUCGGUAAGUAUGAAGCUGCCUACCGUUUAUGUGUUACCGAAUGCAGAGGGCUCUUACCCCACUAAUUGCAUUUUGAACACACUAGUCUCUUGUUCGCUUACUUACAAAGUGCAAAGUGCCGGAGGGGGGUUUUUUUUUAAAGUAUGAAGCCACUUGUUUGCGUAGUUCUCUGAUGCAAGCAUUUUUAACUAAAUGCACUGUAUUUAGUGUUUACCCUUUUUCAUAGUAUUUACUGUAAUUCGUGGAUUUGAUGAGACGUCUUCAAAUAACCAGCCGGCGCACGUAGUUGUUACCAUGGGACCAACUGUUGGGGACCCUCGACAAUCUUAAGAGAAGAUUUGUCCAUUCGAUAUUUCCUGGUUUUCACCCGGAUGCCACGCAUCUCCUCGUCAGACUUGUGGUUCUAAUGGUGAUCUCUUUCCUUGCAUUUGUUACCUUAUUUUUGGUGCUGCUGGUGAAGAGUUUCAACCUUUUUGAUUGUUAUACUGAACAUCAUUUUUACUGGAGCUUCAACCUCGAUUCUAAUGACCUUCAAAGCGUAAUCCGGUUCAUUGUUGAACCCCUAUGCUUGUACUUGUUUUAUCUGAAUGAGGCGACGCCUGUAAUUUUACUUGAAUAACACGGCCGAUCGAGUUUCUCGCAUCGGGUGUCAUUUACACCUAAUCCUCCGUGUAGUGCUAGAACCUUUUCUUCUUUUGAGUGCACACGAAGUACUGCUCAAUCAGAAAUCUGGACAGUCUAGAAUUCAGACUUUUGUCAGUCGUCAGAUUAGUCGAGGUCCAGUGUGGUGGAAGAGGAUGUUAGUUUUAGCGCAUCAGCAUUACGAGGAUUGCUAUUAAAGUUUCUUAAUAGACUGAGGUCAGUUAGCUGCAGUAGAGCUUCCCGCAUGUAAACCCUAUGAACGGUGCCCCCUGACCAAUCAGCCGCAAUUGGGGUGGAGUGUGGACUUCUUAAUCUUAUACCUUCAGACAGAAGCUGUGUAGUCGCAUCUGCAA